AUGGCUUCUGACCCGUACGGCAGCCCCGACGAUGGGCUGGAGUUGGAGCGAAUCGCCGUCGGACCCUACUGCGUGUUUGACGACUUCAGACUCCCUCCCAGUCCCGCGCCCAUCGAUCCGCCUGUCCCCGACGAGGACCGGCACACGGCCAAGAUGGAAGAUCCCCUGCUCUCGAGCGACUUCCCCUUUGCCAGCAUGCGCGCUCCGUGGCUCACCACCGCCGGCGACGACAUGACGCUCACGGCUCCCGCUGACGACAUGACCAACUGGAACGAGUGGAUGCAGUACGAUCCCGCCCAAGCGUCUCAGAACACCCAGAAUGUCGACCCCAAGCCCGCGAAUCCGCAGGGGCCUGCCGCAUAUCUCAGCCCCGAUCAGCAAACCUCGCCCCAUUCCCUCUCCCACCAACAGUCCCAACCGCUGCAGUCCAGCACCGUACCCACGACCGCUCCCAUGUUUUCCCACGCACAUGCUGUCCCCUUCACCUUUGGCCAGGCCGCCGACGUACCUCCGGCCUUUGACUUCAAUGGCAAUGCCAUGAGCUCCCCGCUUACCGCUGACAUGCAGCAACAAAACGCCUUUUAUGCCUCUCACCAAUGGCAGCAGCAACAGCAACAGCAACACCAGCAGCAACAACUAGCUGACAACGCUCUCUUCUCGCCCACGCAGUACGACCAGAACGGCUUCGUCGCACCACAACCACCAGCCUCGACGCCCAGUCUCCACCAUAGCCCAAACUCUCUGAGCAACGGACGAGCCAGCUCAACCUCGUCGCAUUCGUCACCAGAGCCUGUCACGACCAAUGUACGAAAGAGGAAGUCACUGGCUGACUCCGAGGAGCUCGACGACGAUGCGCCCUCAAGUAAGAAGGGAGGACCACCCAAGAAGACUGCACACAACAUGAUUGAGAAGCGCUAUCGGACCAAUCUCAACGACAAGAUUGCUGCUCUUCGCGAUAGUGUACCCAGUCUUCGCGUCAUGUCACGGCCGAACGGUACCGAAGAAGACGAUGACCCCGAGGAUCUUGAAGGUCUCACACCCGCACACAAGCUCAACAAAGCCACUGUACUCUCCAAGGCCACAGAGUAUAUCCGACAUCUGGAAAAGCGCAACAAACGUCUACAAGAUGAGGUCAACACCUUGAAAGGACGGGUAGAGAGCUACGAAAAGAUGGCCAUAUCGGGUCCCAUAACCUUACAUGGCACUGUGGGCACACCUGAUGGCUCAAGAUUCCAUAAAGAUCCUUUCACGCCCACACACGGCAUGCCAAUGUCGGGACCGCCACAAGGAAUGAUUCCAGUUCCUGACAACAUAAGUGCUCUCCAGCGCGGUCUCCCACCACAACAGCACUAUGCACCUGCAUACCCGCCAGGAUACGGCGGUCGCCCAGCAGUUGCCGCGCCCAUGGUCAACGGCCGGCGCAAUGGUGCCAUGAUGGGCAAGCUCAUGGUCGGAUCUCUCGCGGGCCUGAUGAUACUUGAAGGACUCGUAGAGCGGGAGCAGUCGCAAGAAGAGCCAGCUGGUCGUGGUCUCUUCGCUCUGCCCGUCAACCUCGCUAGCAUUCUUGCUCCUCGCGUUUCUCUAGGCGUAUCCACAGCUCAGAUCCCCAUGGCCAAGCUUCUUUUAGUCUUCUUUGCUUUCUUCUACCUUGCUGCACCAUUGCUCGACUUCAGAUCGAAACCGAAGAAGAAGUCACCUCCAGCUAUCCUCUUGACACCCGCACCGUCAUUGGCCUCACCUGUAGAAGUACGUCGCAAGGCAUGGCUCACUGCAAUUCAAACUGUCUGGGUUCCACAACACAAUUUCAUCUUAGAGCUUGCUGCCUUGGGCUUGAAAACACUUAAGCUCAGCAUGCGUAGGCUUGUUGGCUGGGAGGGAUAUGCAUAUCUUACUGGCAUUACCAAAGAACAAGAGGCAGCUCGUGUCAAAGCCUGGGAAAUUGCCUUGGAUGCUCAGCUUACAGGCGGCGACGCUGAGAUCAGCAAGAGCCGUUUGGUACUUACCUUGAUCGCCUCUGGCACCCUACCAGAUACACCAGCAAGGCUCAUGCUCAAGGCUUUGCAUCUUCGAAUCGUGCUUUGGGAACUUGGAAACGCAGGUCAUGGCUCGUGGUGGUUACUCAACGACCUGAGCGCAAAACUGGCACGAAGCUACUGGAACAUGGCGCGAAGCGAGCACCGUAUUGCUACCAACAUGUCGAAACAGAACAGCGAAGCUCAGCCGUUACCAGAACAUCUCGCAGCACUCAUUGAGAGGGAGUGCGACGAUGUGCUUGUUCCUGCGGUUGUGCAGCGGGCAUACAACCUGGCUUGGAAUAAGCCAAGCGCAGAACAGACAGUCGUAGAUACCUCCAUGGAUGCUGUUGUCGAGGACUUCGCCAUCUGCUCGCCUUUGGAUGCUCUUGCCGCCUGGUACUCUAGCCUUGUACUGAACAAAGGACUUGCAGCCACGCUUGGUGCGAAAAACAGCUCGUCCAAGGACAAUGUCGUUACCGACCUAGCACUUGCUCUCCAAGCUGCCCCUCCCAAUUCACAAGCUCAGCUACAUGCUGGCUUCAUCAAUAUCGUCGGCAAUGGCUUCGUCGCAAUCGAUGUGCGCAAAGCACUUACUUUGGCCAAGUGCCUCUCUCUGGCCGCCUCCUCAAAUCCCGAAGCCCGCCGCCGCGCCAUCUUCGUCGUCAACAACACGUAUCUUCCCGAAUGCACAACUACACUCCUCAGUUUUGUCGCUGGUCACAAAGUUCUCACGCAAUUUAUGGCUGACGAAAAAUUGAAGAAGGAGACUAGCUGCGGUCUAGAGCGCACUGCUAGCUCCCUUCGCAUGUGGAUCGGUCACGACACUGGUAAGAGGAGCGGACUGAGCAACAAGGUUCGAUGUAAGAUUGUGAAUAGCUGCCUUGAUGCGAGCAAGACUUUAGUUGGAUUGGGAGAGAAGAAGAAGAAAAAGGAGGAGUCGGAUGUGGACGACGGCUACGUCAGUGCCAGUGUCAAGGACGAUUGA
This is a messenger RNA of Alternaria postmessia, 3000 nucleotides long. RefSeq lists its product as uncharacterized. NCBI's taxonomy places the organism in Eukaryota, Fungi, Ascomycota, Dothideomycetes, Pleosporales, Pleosporaceae. The coding region runs from base 1 to 3000 and encodes 999 amino acids. The record is from RefSeq and is a predicted model, not a curated record. Gene Ontology annotation, molecular function: protein dimerization activity. The transcript has 4 exons. Gene Ontology annotation, biological process: positive regulation of transcription by RNA polymerase II; SREBP signaling pathway.